CUUCUUGAAGAAUGAGAGGGACAACGCCCUGCUGUCUGCCAUCGAGGAGUCUCGCCGCAGGACCUUCCUGCUGGCUGAAGAGUACCACCGAGAGUCCAUGCUGGUGCAGUGGGAGCAGGUGAAGCAGAGAGUGCUACACACACUCCUCGGAGCCGGAGAGGACGCGCUGGACUUCAGUCAAGAUGUGGAGCCCAGCUUUGUGAGUGAAGUGACCGCUCCAGGAAGGAGUGCACUGGACAAUGUGGAGGUGGCGUACGGACGACAGAUUUACAUUUUCAAUGAGAAGAUAGUGAAUGGUCACAUCCAGCCUAACCUGGGAGAUUUAUGUGCUUCUGUAGCAGAAAGCCUGGAUGACAAGAAUGUAUCAGACAUGUGGCUGAUGGUGAAGCAGAUGACUGAUGUUUUACUGGUUCCCGCCAAAGACACGCUCAAAAGUCGCAUCUCUGUUGAAAUGCAAAUGGCCUUCGUACGCCAGGCGCUCAACUUCCUGGAGAACAGGUACCUCUCCCCGACUUCAGAGAACAAGCUUCGUCUGCACUACCGCAGAGUGCUGAGGAACAGCGCCGACCCCUACAAGAGAGCCGUCUACUGCCUGAUCGGGAAAUGUGACAUCAGUGAUAACCAUGGAGAGGUGGCCGACAAGACGGAAGACUACCUCUGGCUGAAGUUGAACCAGGUGUGUUUUGAUGAUGACGGCAGCAGCUCUUCUCAGGACAGACUGACCCUGCCACAGCUGCAGAAACAGCUGCUGGAGGACUACGGAGAGUCUCAUUUCUCCGCCAGCCAGCAGCCCUUCCUGUAUUUCCAGGUGUUGUUCCUGACGGCUCAGUUCGAGGCGGCCGUGGCCUUCUUGUUCCGCGCCGAGAGGCUCCGGAGUCACGCUGUGCAUGUGGCGCUGGUGCUGUACGAGCUGCGGCUGCUGCUGAAGUCGUCUGGCCAGAGCGCUCAGCUGUUGAGCCAGGAGCACGGAGACCCUCCCAUGGUUCGCCGCCUGAACUUCAUCCGUCUGCUCAUGCUGUACACCCGCAAGUUUGAGUCCACUGAUCCUCGGGAAGCCCUGCAGUACUUCUACUUCUUACGCAAUGAGAAGGACACCCAGGGAGAAAACAUGUUCAUGCGAUGCGUCAGUGAACUGGUUAUUGAGAGUCGAGAGGUGAACAUGAUGCUUGGCAUUCAGGCCAAAGAGAUCCAUUUUGGUUUCAUCAGACCAGACAAUUUGCCUGGAGUGAUAGAUAAGUUUGCCGGGGACACCAGAGCCAUCAUCAGUAAAGUGGCUCUAGAGGCCGAGAACAAGGGUCUGUUUGAGGAGGCGGUCAAACUGUACGAGCUGGCCAAGAACCCAGAUAAGGUAUUGGAGUUGAUGAACAGGCUGCUGAGUCCGGUCAUUGCUCAGGUCAGCGCUCCUCAGUCCAACAAGGAGAGGCUAAAAAACACCGCAGUGGCUAUAGCUGAGAGGUACCGCUCUCAGGGCGUAUCAGGAGACAAGUCUGUGGAUAGUACUUUCUACCUGCUGUUAGACCUGACAACGUUCUUCGAUGAGUACCAUGCAGGACACGUGGACAGAGCCUACGAUGUGAUGGAGCGUUUAAAGCUUCUUCCUCUCAGUCAGGACAGUGUGGAGGAGCGAGUGGCUGCUUUCAGGAACUUCAGUGAUGAGGUGCGCCACAACCUGUCUGAGGUGCUGUUAGCCACCAUGAACAUCCUGUUCACGCAGCACAAACGCCUGAAGGGGGCGCCAGCGGGCACACCAGGGCGACCCCAGAGGAACGCAGAGGACAGAGACAUGCAACUGCGCAGCCAGGCCAGAGCCCUGAUCACCUUUGCUGGUAUGAUCCCCUACAACAUGGCCGGGGACACCAACGCAAGACUGGUGCAGAUGGAAUUACUGAUGAACUGAUACAACAUCAACGCACACACUCACACACACACACACACACACACACACACACACACACACACACACACACACACACACACACACACACACACACACACACACACACACACACACACACACACACACACACACACACACACACACACACACACACACACACACACACACACACACACACACACACACACACACUCAGAGCUACAAAUAGAAAGGUUUUUGCAGACAGUCACAAUCACGCACCCUCACUUUUCCAUUUACCGUUUUCUUUUGUAUAAAAUAAUUUGAUCAUCGUUUGUUUUUUUAAAGAUACAUCCUUAUAUCACCCCUCUUUUUGUUCUUUAUUCUUUUUUUUCCAUUUUGUUGUUUAACAUUUGUAUGUUUGUUGAUUUGGAAUAAAAAAAUUAAGUUUACUUUCAGUUGUCUUUUCAUUUGAAACCACUAAAUGUUCAUUACUUUUCCUUUUUUUCUCAUUUUGCCUCAGUUUUAUAAUUAAUUUCCCUCAGUUAUAAAAACCCCCCAUUGUUUUCACUAAGUGUUUCAUGUGCCAAACUGUCAGUCUUGCUUAUCUGUAAUCCAUUCACCCUUCAAAUUGGACAGUUACAAUAUAAGUGUUAUAGUGACAACAUUUGCAUUAAUAACAUUGGGCUCAGUAUAAUGUACAGAGCAAACUCUAUCAUUGUCAUCAUCUAUACAUGGACUGGGGCAAUGAUUGAGGGUUUUCAGAUAUAGAUGUUUUCUGAUUAAAAUUGAGCAUGUCACCGUCUUCCUGGUCUUGAGAGUUGCAGGCUGUCCUUGUUUCCUCUGACUGCUCUCAGUAUCUGUGACACUCCUGCCCCCCGGCUUCAGGUCUGUC
Notothenia coriiceps (black rockcod) is the source of this 2750-nucleotide messenger RNA. It is a transcript of the gene nup93, whose product is annotated as nucleoporin 93. Gene Ontology annotation, biological process: protein import into nucleus; poly(A)+ mRNA export from nucleus. Gene Ontology annotation, cellular component: nuclear pore. Bases 98 to 1897 code for a protein of 599 amino acids. The record is from RefSeq and is a predicted model, not a curated record. Gene Ontology annotation, molecular function: structural constituent of nuclear pore. NCBI's taxonomy places the organism in Eukaryota, Metazoa, Chordata, Actinopteri, Perciformes, Nototheniidae. The transcript has 17 exons.